AGAGCCUCAGAAUUCUUUGUGACACAGAGACCAAGUAAGCAGCAGUUUCUAGAAGUUCUCAAGACUUUGGAUUACUGAGGAAUAAAUCAUGCCACAUUACAAGCUGACCUACUUCAAUUUCAGAGGAAGAGCAGAGUUACUUCGCUACCUAUUUGCCUAUAUGAAUACAGAGUAUGAAGACUGCAGAAUUGAAUAUGAUGACUGGCCCGAACAUAAGUCCUCUUAUCCAUUUGGAAAACUCCCAGCUUUGGAAAUUGAUGGGACUAUAUAUUACCAGAGCCUUGCUAUAGGCAGAUAUUUGGCCAGAAAAGCAGGUCUGAGAGGGAAGACAGAGCUGGAUGACCUUCAUAUUGAUGCCAUAUCAGACACCAUUGAUGACUUUGUGUCACUUUUUCCGUGGUACACCGAUGACAAAAUAGAAAUGAAGAAGUACUUGGAUAAAAAUGGUCCUACAGUCUUGUCUGGUAUAGAGAAGGAAUUGGGAGACAAGAAUUGGUUUGCAGGUGACUAUGUAACAUGGGCUGAUUUCUUCUGGGAUAUCUGCAGUGAUAGUAUUGAUUUUUAUGUACCUGACUUUGCAAAAGAUUACCCAAAGUUGGUAGCCCUUAGAAAGAGAGUGCAAGAAGUCCCAGAGAUUGCAGAAUGGAUAAAGAGACGUCCACAGACACCUUACUAAAAUAUUCUUGUUAUACUUCAGAGCCUAAUAGAAAUUCACAAAAAUGGUACAUAUAAAA
Molecule: messenger RNA, 734 nt
Organism: Nanorana parkeri
Lineage: Eukaryota; Metazoa; Chordata; Amphibia; Anura; Dicroglossidae
Product: hematopoietic prostaglandin D synthase-like
Exons: 6
Coding region: 89-676 (195 amino acids)
Biological process (GO): glutathione metabolic process
Molecular function (GO): glutathione transferase activity
Source: RefSeq, a predicted model, not a curated record